AUGGUAGGCAUCGUUGCCAACAAUGGUGACGAGAUUGCAAAAGCUUUGGGCGUUGAUUUUGAGACCCAAACGGAAACGUCACCACUCGGGAGGGAGUACGAAGGCAUCGAUUUCGACACUAUGGAGGACAAUCUCAUGGCGAAACAUGGGAAUGACUUUGUUGCUGUGCAGGAAAUCUUAGAUCAGGCGACUAAUCUGAUUAGUGAGUACGAGAGUGAGGACCCUGACAACCAUCGAGGGCUCAUUGAUGCUGUGAAAAACCACAUGGAUCGUGUGAACGGCGUCGAUACUAGUUGCUGA
Messenger RNA from Colletotrichum siamense, 300 nucleotides. RefSeq lists its product as uncharacterized. The transcript is spliced from 2 exons. The coding region runs from base 1 to 300 and encodes 99 amino acids. NCBI's taxonomy places the organism in Eukaryota, Fungi, Ascomycota, Sordariomycetes, Glomerellales, Glomerellaceae. The record is from RefSeq and is a predicted model, not a curated record.